GGGCCCCAAUCCACUCUCGCAAGAGGCUGUAGGGAACCAGCGUAAUAAAGGCUCAGUGACUGCCAGUUCUGCUCUGGAGCUCACCUGCCUCUCUGAGCCCCCAGCCGACUGGCUUGUGCCUCCCCCAGGAUGGACACGUGGACGGUGCUGCUCGUCCUGCAAGCCUCGUUGGUGCUCCCCCGGGCUGCCAGCAUCAGUACCAACACCCGCACCGCCCCCGCCCCUGUCCUGCGCUUUGUUGCCGUGGGUGACUGGGGAGGAGUCCCCAAUGCCCCGUUCUACACAGCCCGGGAAAUGGCCAAUGCCAAGGAGAUUGCCAGGACCGUGCAGAUCCUGGGCGCAGACUUCAUCCUGUCCCUGGGGGACAAUUUCUACUUCACUGGCGUGCAGGAUGCCAACGACAAGAGGUUCCAGGAGACCUUUGAGGACGUGUUCUCGGCCUCCUCACUCCGCAAAGUGCCCUGGUACGUGCUGGCUGGCAACCACGACCAUCUGGGGAACGUCUCGGCACAGAUAGCCUACUCCAAGAUCUCCAAGCGCUGGAACUUCCCUAGCCCCUACUACCGCCUGCGCUUCAAGAUCCCACGGUCCAACGUGUCCGUGGCCAUCUUCAUGCUGGACACAGUGACACUGUGUGGCAACUCGGACGACUUUGCCAGCCAGCAGCCAGAGAGGCCCCGCAACCUGGCGAUGGCCCGCACGCAGCUGGCCUGGAUCAAGAAGCAGCUGGCGGCGGCCAAGGAGGACUACGUGCUGGUGGCCGGCCACUACCCCGUGUGGUCCAUCGCCGAGCACGGGCCCACCCACUGCCUGCUCAAGCAACUGCUGCCGCUGCUGACCACACACAAGGUCACCGCCUACCUGUGCGGCCAUGAUCACAACCUGCAGUACCUUCAGGAUGAGAAUGGCGUGGGCUUCGUGCUGAGCGGGGCCGGGAACUUCAUGGACCCCUCGAGGAAGCACCUCCGCAAGGUCCCCAACGGCUACCUGCGCUUCCACUACGGGGCCGAGAACUCCCUGGGUGGCUUUGCCUACGUUGAGAUCAGCCCCAAAGAGAUGAGCGUCACUUACAUCGAGGCCUCGGGCAAGUCCCUAUUCAAGACCAAGUUGCCAAGGCAAGCCAGGUCUGAGCACCAGCACCGACGGGGGCUCCAAGCUGGGGCCUGAGUUAGGGGCACCUCCCCGCUGGUGGGUGAGUGGGUCCCGCUGGGACCCCCUGCCCAUGGGCAGGCUUUCUCAAGGGCCGGUGGUGCUACGGCAGAGCAGGAAGGAGGACAGAUGAGAAACUGUGGUGCCACAUGGCCUUUGUGACAAGGAUGCCCACAUACGUGAAAGAAGCAUGGACACGUGUUCCGGCCAGAGUGCCAGGCCCCUUGGCCAGGCUCGCCCAGCCUCAGUUCCGGGCAUUGGGGGACAGGGAGGGAAAGCCCUCCCCUGGAUCAGGCAUCCUUCUGUCACUGCCAAAUAGUCAAUAAAAAGAAAUAGUUGCAGAGGCU
Lipotes vexillifer (Yangtze River dolphin) is the source of this 1496-nucleotide messenger RNA. It is a transcript of the gene ACP5, whose product is annotated as acid phosphatase 5, tartrate resistant. Gene Ontology annotation, biological process: bone resorption. The transcript is spliced from 6 exons. Lineage: Eukaryota; Metazoa; Chordata; Mammalia; Artiodactyla; Lipotidae. Gene Ontology annotation, molecular function: acid phosphatase activity. The coding region runs from base 130 to 1167 and encodes 345 amino acids. The record is from RefSeq and is a predicted model, not a curated record.